Drosophila virilis is the source of this 1034-nucleotide messenger RNA. RefSeq names its product phosphopantothenoylcysteine decarboxylase (gene Ppcdc). Gene Ontology annotation, molecular function: FMN binding; phosphopantothenoylcysteine decarboxylase activity. Gene Ontology annotation, cellular component: phosphopantothenoylcysteine decarboxylase complex. The record is from RefSeq and is a predicted model, not a curated record. Lineage: Eukaryota; Metazoa; Arthropoda; Insecta; Diptera; Drosophilidae. Gene Ontology annotation, biological process: coenzyme A biosynthetic process.
CGCGCAGGCAGAAUUGACAGUUGUUUUUGUUUGCUUUAUUUACGUUUUAUCUAUUUCAUAAUUGUCGUAUGCUCGCUCAUUAAUGUUUUGAGAUAAGAUCUUGGUGGCGACAAACAUACAAAUGACUUCUCAGAUCUACAGUCAAAAGAAGUUCGUACCCACAGCGCCGGAGAAGGGCAGCUUUCCAUUAGAUCACGAGAGCUUGUGCAAGAAGCACUUCCUAAUCUACGCCAGCUGCUUGCGGCGCAACGAGAACGACAACGCCAAGUGCCGGGCAGAGGCGCAAGAGUAUUUAGGCUGUCGCAUGGACAACAAUCUUAUGGAAAAAACAGAAUGGGCGAAAUUGGGCUUUCCGGAAAAGACGCCACCAACGGAGAAGCAGCAGCAGCAGCAUCAAUCAAAUUGAGGCCAGAACGCAAUGUUCUCAUUGCGGCCACAGGCAGCGUGGCCACCAUUAAACUGGUACAAUUAAUAUCCGAACUAAGCAACGAAAAGCUGCCCUAUAAAUUUAACGUUAAGGUCAUUAUAACGGAGCAUGCCAAACACUUUUUUGAAUUGGAGCAGGUGCCGGAACAUGUGCCCAUUUUACAUAAUCGUGACGAGUGGCUAGCCUGGAACAAACGCGGCGACCCCGUGCUGCACAUUGAGCUGGGCAAGUGGGCGCACAUGCUGCUAAUUGCGCCACUUAGCGCCAACUCUCUAGCCAAAAUAGCCACUGGCCUUUGCGACAAUCUGGUGCUGUGCGUGGUGCGCGCCUGGGAUUUGGAGAAGCCGCUGCUCUUUGCCCCAGCGAUGAACACACGCAUGUACGAUCAUCCCAUAACGCGCGAGCAGAUUGAUAAGUUAAUCAGCUGGGGCUACAAGGAGAUACCCUGCAUUUCCAAGACCUUAAUGUGCGGUGAUACGGGAAAUGGCGCCAUGGCCGAGGUGUCCACAAUUGUGACAUCAGUCGUGUCCGCUUUUCAGUUGCCACUGUAGAUACUUUUUUUUCUGGUUGUUAACAAAUAAAAAGAUUUUGGUUUAUGUUUGAAUAA